Molecule: messenger RNA, 423 nt
Organism: Entrophospora sp. SA101
Lineage: Eukaryota; Fungi; Glomeromycota; Glomeromycetes; Entrophosporales; Entrophosporaceae
Source: the annotation of a GenBank genome assembly
AUGUUUGUUCUACAAACUCAUCAACAACUACCUCUUUCUAAAGCUAAGAUUGCGGUGCCAGCUGGUUUUUCAUUUUUUUUGGUUGGAGUAGCGCUUUAUUAUAUUAAUUAUUGCAAAAAAAAGGACAAGAAAAGAGAGGAAUUACUCGGAAACAGUCAAGCAGCUAGUGGAACUAACGAUCAAGAAAUUCAAGUUAAUAGUGAAACUGAUAAAAAUCAACUUCAAAAUAUUGACAAUAUUCAAGAUACUGAUGAAAAAAUUCAAAUUGAUAGCGAAACUGAUAAAAAUCAACUUCAAAAUAUUGACAAUAUUCAAAAUACUGAUGAAAAAAUUCAAAUUGAUAGUGAAACUGAUAAAAAUCAACUUCAAAAUAUUGACAAUAUUCAAGAUAGUGAUGAAAAAAUUCAAGAUAAAACCGCUUAA